Molecule: messenger RNA, 5514 nt
Organism: Neospora caninum
Lineage: Eukaryota; Apicomplexa; Conoidasida; Eucoccidiorida; Sarcocystidae
Product: putative SNF2 family N-terminal domain-containing protein
Exons: 14
Coding region: 1-5514 (1837 amino acids)
Biological process (GO): DNA repair; chromatin remodeling
Molecular function (GO): DNA helicase activity; ATP binding; ATP-dependent chromatin remodeler activity
Source: RefSeq, a predicted model, not a curated record
AUGCGGGGCCCAACCGACGAUGUUUCUGUGGACGAGGAGGGCGAAGAUGAGGAACUCGGUGUGAGCCGACUGGUGUCGAAAUUGGACUCGUUUCUCUCCUCCCUCGAGAGCAGACAGCAAGGUGAUGGCAUCCUCGAGGAGAAAAGGAGGAAAGAGGUCCGGAGUCUACAGGGAAUCCGCCACUCUGCGGGAAACGUGCUCCAUUCGUACCAAGAAGAUGGAGUUCUCUGGCUCGUUGACCAUUACCUCAACGAUGUUGGCGCCAUUGUCGCCGAUGAAAUGGGCCUGGGCAAAACGCUUCAGAGCCUCGCCUUUGUUUGCUGGCUGAACGAAGUGAGGCAGUUAGGUCGGCCCUCGCUCGUCGUAUGUCCCCUGUCAGUCGUCAGCAGCUGGGAGGCUCAACUGCGCGAGUUUGUCGCCACUGCGCCGCCGUACAUUCGAAUCAGUGAAGGGCCAGACCACGGCCGGAGGUCGGCGAGCAAUCUCCGGGUUCUUACCUACGUGGGCACAGCAGAGGAAAGGCACUGCAUUCGAGAGAAGGUCGCAGAUUACAUGAUUCGCCAGAGCCCCCAGGCUGCCUCCAGGCGGAACCAGGCGGCCCCGUUCGACCUUCUCCUUACCACGUACGAAACGCUAAUGUGCGACAUGCCUUUCUUCUCCAUGUUUGAAUGGGAGUGCCUAUUCUUCGACGAGGCGAGCCGGUUGAAGUCCAAGAACAGCAAAAGACGAAACGCGUUUCUCCACCGCCUCAGGCGCCAGCACGUCGUCAUGAUGACUGGGACGCCCGUCGAAAAGAACCUCGAGGAGCUCUGGUCUCUCCUGCAAUUCGUCCAGCCCGACCUUUUCACCAGUUCGACAGCUCUCGUCAACGCGUUCUGCUCUAUCCCGCCCUCGCUGAGGCAGGGAGACCAAGAAGGAAAGAAGGAAGCGCCUCGCGUGCAACGAAUACAAAGAAACAAAGAUCUUCUGCAGAGACUCGUGAAAGCUUUCAUCCUGCGGCGGCGCCUCAGUCAGGUGAAGGCUAGCUGGACGCUUCCGUCUUUGGUCGAGCUCGUCGUCUUCCUUCCUCUCACGCCUCUGCAAAGGCGUCUGUACUUUUGGCUGCUGACAAGAGAGAGCGAAGCCCUCGAGGCAGUUGACGAUCUUGGCACUGCAUUUGAGCAGCUCCGCAAGUGCUGUAACCAUCCGGCCCUGUUUCGUCUUCACGCCUCGCCGUCGCUUGCCACGUUUUCCUCGUCUGCGGUCGCGACUUCGCCGCCGUUUGACCCUGAACGCGCCCCGGGGUUCUGUUCGGAGGCAGAAGGCGACGACGCCCAGUCGUUGCUUCGCGACUCGUCCAAGAUCGCAGCUCUCGAUGCGAUUCUAAACUUUUACCUCACGAGACAGGAGAAAGUGGUAGUCUUCAGCUUCUCGACCGCGAUGCUGGACCUCGUCGAAGAUUUCCUCGACGAGAAGGGAAUCGUCACGGCGCGCCUCGAUGGGAGCAUGAGUGACGCCGAGCGUCGUGCGGCGAUCGCUGCCUUUUCGGCCGAAGUGCGAGAGCGACGGACAGAAAAGAGAUACGAGAAACAGGGGGCGUUUAAGAGGGACACAAGCGAGCGGCGCGAACCCCCUCCUAACGGGGUGGAGGAGACGGAGAAGGACACCGAGACAAGACACGAGAAACCGCAGCUGCAGUAUGAGACACAGCGAGAGCCGUCUCAGCGGCCAGUCCCCCCCGACGAGGCAGACUGCGCGGCGGUCUUCCUCGUGAGCGUCCGAGCCGGCGGCUACGGUUUGACUCUCUCGCACUGCGCAAGCGUCUGUGUGUUCCUCGAGGGCGGCGGCGACGGGAAUCCACAGAUCGAGCGUCAGGCAAUCGCGAGGCUGUACAGACAAGGCCAAACCAAGAAAGUGAAGGUCAUUCGCUUGAUCACCAAGAGUACAGUGGAAGAAGUCAUGUACUGGCGCGGCCGACAGAAACUGAAGCUCGCGUCCGACGUCCUCUCGGAAGACGAGACGGAGGAAGAGUCUGAGCGGCAGGGGAGGCACUCCUUUCUUUGCGCUGCGGAUAUGAAGGAACUGAUCACUUGCGGGCUGUCGUCCCUAACGACGGGCGGCGACGGAGCGCAAAGACAGACGCAGGGGAGACAGAGGAAAGACGAGGGCGCAGAGAGCAGGCAGAGGGCCGAGGUGAUCGUGGAGGGGCGACCCCACGUGGAGACGGCAGCCGGGCGGAGCGGAUCUCCCGCAUGGAAGAAAACGCUGUCUCUCUCUCAAGACGCGGAGAACAGUGGCCUCGACCUCUCGCAGCUUUCACGACUGCUCGCCGACGCCGAGUUGCCUUCCGACCGGCCGCAAGGAGACGAAGAAGGGAGCGAAGAAAGAGACACCGGCGCAAGAAGGGACACGAACCAGCUGUAUCCGAGCCAACAACGCGAUCGAGAGGAAAAAGCGCAUGUCGGCGGCAGGGGCGCCGCCGCAUCUGUCAAACGCCUGGGCGAAAUCUCGCCGAGAGACCCAGACGGGGAAGGGAACGAAGAAAGCGUCGUGUGCGACCUUUCCGCGCAAAGAGUGAAGACAGAGCAGCACGGAGAAGGCGACGGGGUUGACAAGUUGCGAGAAGGAGAAAGCAGUAUUUAUAUGUAUGAAGGAAAGGACUACGCCGGUGUGUUGAAGCAGGCGCUCAGCAGCAAGCGAGCAGACCGAGAUGCGCUUCAGAGAAUUCUGGAAGAGGCCCGGCGAAAAGAAGAAAGAGAGAGUCAUACUCCGAACCAAGAUGCAGCCGGGUCCAGUGGUGACGGGGCAGAAAGCCGGCGGUCCAGUCGCGCUCGGCGGGCGCCGUUAACUCCUGCAGAGCUCGACGCGCUCAGAGAAGACGCAGAACGCAGAAGGCAGGAGGCUCGGCUGGAGCAAUGGAGAGCAAACGGCUACGUCUCUCGAUCGGUACAAGGCGACAGCUUCCCAGACGACUCUGACUGGCCAGCGAGGAGGGCGGCCGUCAGUGAAGGAGCGAGCGAACAGACGGAGACUGAAGGCGACGAGGAACUGCUGUGUCGCUACUUCCACUAUCGGACAGGAGACGCGUCCCUCCCGAGGGAAAACCCUCCCGGCGCCAUCGUUCACUUUGUUGACGCAGCCGGAACAUGGCUCGAAGGCCGUGGUUUCUUCAAAGCUCUCGAUAGACUGAGCGCCGUUCCCAGAACGCAUUUGGCACUGGCGAAGAAGAUGGGAGACCUCAGGUUGGGCGACUGCCACUUGGUCCCUGUGAACGCCUGCACGUUCGUGGCCUUUUGCGUUUGCCUCAAGCGCCACAAGCAACGCAUGAGCCUGAGUCUGCCUCUCUUGCGGCUCGCGCUGCAGAGGCUGCACGACCGGGCCGCGCAACUCUCUCUGUCGCUCCACCUCCCCCGGUGCAUCGUCCCGCUCCCGGCAGACAUUGACAAGAAUCCGCGUCUCCCGUCGCACGAACAGAGCUCGCGCGCGGUCGAGAAGCUGGUUCGCGCGCUCUUUAGUCGCUACCGACUCCACGUCUUCGUUUACCGCUACAGGCGGGCGGAGUGCGCCGGCGACGCAGGCGAGUCCAAACGAAGGAGUCGAGACGAAGACGAAGAGCGACGGCCAGGCAAGCGCCGCGAGACAGAGAACCCGACAGACACCGCGUCCUACGCGCUCACUGGUCGUGCGCCUGCGGCCGCCACCGAAAGUCGGCAGAGUCGACCUGCGGGUCUUUCCGGCGAUGGGCAAAGCAGAGAGCACCGGCAGAAAACGGAGACAGGAGCCGGCGAAGCACGAGCGAGAGGAGUCAGCAGCUGGGAACUGAGGGCGGCCAGGCAGGCUCAUGAGACAGAUCCGUGUGCGCCUGACUGCUCUCGCGCUUUCGACGGGAACGUCCGGGUCGUGAAAAGCGAGGGAGACGACGCCACGCGCGUCAAGAGCGAGAAAGAGAGCGGCCCAGAGGCGCCCGCUUUCGGAGCGGAACGACUGCCGCCCUCGGGACAAGGCGCUGCAGCGCAUCCGCGCUCCGCUGGCGACUCCGCGCGGACGUUCGGCACGGAGGUUCAGAGCUCGAAGGGGAAGGAGAAGACGAAGCGUGAAGGCGGCGCGACCGAGAACGCGUCCCUGUCGCUGCUCUCAGCAAACAAGCCUGCGUCCUCGGCUCCAACUGCGUCGCCCGCUGCGGCACCAAAACCGAAGGCGAAAACGCGCACAACUGCGUGGAACGCACUCCGGAAACCUCCACUGGCAGCGCUGGAUCUUGCCGCUCCUCGCUGGGCUUCGGGGGAGGCCUCCGCGGGCACCCACGUUAUCACGGGAGUGGGAGGCAGCAACGGAGUCCGGCCUUCUGACUUCGCAGGCAGAGAGGGAACGACACGCUGCCCCCCCUUGCGGCCGCACAGGCGACUCACGCCGGCGCCGCCGCAAGGCAUUCCGCUGAAGAAACGCGGACUCGGGGGCAUGUGCAUGUGGAUGCACCCGGCGAUAAGGGAGGAAGUAGCGCUGUACUUGGCCGAGAAAGUCGAGCAUCUCGGCGGGCGAGCUUGGCGCUGUCCAGCCUCGCCCUCCGCCUGGCGUCCUGAAGCGAUCUUCGGUCCUCAAGCAACGGGAAGCGAGAGAGCGAACCCGGCGAGGCUUGGCAGACCGGAUGACCACCCCACUGCGUCUGAAGAGAACGCGGACCGCGAGGAAGAUAUAGAACCAGACGGAGCGAGAGUGCGAGCGCCAGAAAGCGAUUGCGGCCGCGUCGGGAGCGCCGGGCAAGAGAUGGCGGAAGCGAGACGCACCGUGUGGCUUAUUUUGCCCACAAAACUUCUUGAACAGGCCGCCCUCCACUGCCAGCAAGGCGGUGCCGCGUCCGCGUCCCGUCCUCAGCGGCGUCACUUGGCGUUCUGGGCGAGUCAAGUGGACGCCGCGCUGAGUCGCGACAGCUUCAUUUCAUUUCUUCAGCGACACGCACUGAGUGUAGCUGGCGAUGAAGUCUCUCCAGAAGAAAACGGUGGCGAUCGAUUGCAGUACGCGUGGAGUCUGCCGUGGAUGUCGCGUCGAGGAAACGCGGGUCCAUACACCGAAACUGCUACCGAGACGAACAUGAAGAGGGACGAGGGCACUUUGCGCGAGGCCCUCUCGCGGGACAGCGUGUACAGCAUGUCCCGCCAUAACAAGGCGCGUGUGAGCUCUCAGAAGACGUGCCCACGGAUCGUCGUGGAAUUCACCGACUGGCUAGAAAGCCUCCUGCUCCAUAAGGGAGUGAUCGAGCCUAGCGAGUGGCGGUCUUACCAGCUAGACGUGCACAGGGCUGCGGUCGCAGGCUGCGUUCCAUCAUCCCUUUUGAACCUUUAUUCGGUGGGACCGCUUCCCCUGUCUGUCGCAGUCACAGUGCGCAUGCAACGCGCUCUAGGCACUGCGUCAGAGAAAGAGGAAUUGCUCACAGAGUGCUGGACAGCCUCGCUGGAUGCUCAUCCCGACCCGCGGAACCAACAGGCGAUGGAUGUCGACACGGAGCCCGAAACAGGCACGUGGCAAGAGGGUAGGUAG